Molecule: messenger RNA, 1486 nt
Organism: Vicia villosa (hairy vetch)
Lineage: Eukaryota; Viridiplantae; Streptophyta; Magnoliopsida; Fabales; Fabaceae
Product: F-box/FBD/LRR-repeat protein At4g00160-like
Exons: 3
Coding region: 89-1345 (418 amino acids)
Molecular function (GO): protein binding
Source: RefSeq, a predicted model, not a curated record
GGCGCCUACUAUAAAACAAAAAAAGAACUCAACAAACCCUAAUUGUUGAUGGCGGCUUACAAUUAAACUCAGUGAAAGAAGAAGAAAAAUGCAGCGAUGGAGAAUUUCCGAAGAAGAUAAAAUCAGCCGUUUGCCGAACGAAAUCCUCAGCCACAUUCUCUCUUUUCUAACCACCAAAAAGGCAGUUCGCACAAGCUUACUGUCCAAGAGAUGGACUGAUCUAUGGCAAUCUUGCGACACUAUCGACUUCACAGAUAUUCAAGUAUAUUGCAAUAGAACUAAUCGCAAGUGUAACAAACUUGUCGAGUCCGUUUUGGCCACAACUGACUCUCGCAACAUCAACACUUUCCUUCUCGAAAUUCUGUACGGUCACCCUCAUUUUGCCUAUAAGGUCAGUUUUCGCAAUGUAGUCAAAUGGGUUAACAUGAUUGUUCUUCAAAAUGAACUCAAAAAUCUUUGUCUUCAUCUAGAUGUGGAUGAAUAUGACGAUGAAGAUAACAACGAAGAUGAACAUUUUUUACCUAAAUUGCCUACGAGUAUUUUCACUAGUCAAACCCUUGUGAGUCUCGAUCUGCGGCGGUUCUGUGUUAAGGGUUUUAAUUUUUCUUCAGUUGGAUUUGGAUUUCCGUCACUUAAAACCCUUCAUUUGGAUGACGUUGAGUUUCCGAGAGGUCGGGAUUUCUUGUUGCUUCUAUACGGAUGUCCAAUUCUCGAGGAUUUAAAACUGUUUCAAGUAUGUUUGCGUUGUUGGUUUAAUGUGUCUGUUGUCCUCCAGGAGUUUGAAAACUUAAGGUUACCCAAAUUGACAAGAACAGAUAUCAUUGAAAGUUUGUGGGACAUUUUACCCUUGGAAGCACUCUCUACUUCUAAGUCUUUGUGCUUAGAUACAUUACAACACCAUUUAGCAUUCAAGGCCCAAGCCCAGACCCAGGUUCCAUCCGAUGAUAUCCCUAUCUUUUAUAAUUUGACCCACUUGAAGCUUCAUAAUAGUUGGGAUUUGGUUGUACGAGUGCUCCACCACUGUCCCAAGCUUCAAAAUAUUGAACUUUUUGAGGAUAUGUACGGGGCAAGGGGGAACGGAGAUGAUGAUGAAGAAAGUUGUGAGGAAUUAGAAUUUGUUCCACAAUGUCUUUUAUCCCACCUAAGAAGUUGCACUAUUCAGAAUCUUGGACGCCUAGAGCGGGAUCUUAUAUUACCAACGUAUAUUUUGAAGAAUGCAAGAGUUUUACAAACCAUGAAAAUUAAAAUCUGGUACCGAAGUGAACAACCUGAAAUAGAAAGAAAAUUCUCCUUAUGCUCGAAAGCCUCUGCAUCAUGCCAACUCUUAUUUUAUGCCAACUUUUAGUUUAUGUCUAACAUAUAGACUAUGUAGGUAGCAGUUUUGCUAUUUUGUUUGUUGUUUCUUUAACUUAUACCAUGAUUUGGUGAUUUGAAGUUUGAGCUAUGAGUUAUGGGCUAUUAUGAAAAUCACAACUUUGUCUCACAA